This is a messenger RNA of Symbiodinium sp. CCMP2456, 540 nucleotides long. The record is from the annotation of a GenBank genome assembly. NCBI's taxonomy places the organism in Eukaryota, Dinophyceae, Suessiales, Symbiodiniaceae.
AUGAUCAUGUCACUGACGGUUGAAGUAAGCCUUUUCAGCGGCAAGACUGUGUCACUUCAGACAGACGAGGACGAAUGCGUGGCAUCGCUGAGGGUGCGUGCGCAGAAAACCCUGGGAGCCGGCAAAGGUCGGCUCGUGGACUCCACAAGAAGUGUUCUUGAUGAAGGAGUGCCGCUAAAGAAGGCAAGGCUGCAAUAUAAGGAGCCACUAACUUUGCAGGUUCGAAGGGUCGAUAUAUGCGGCGCAGCGGCGGCCUUUGCCGCGAUCCUGGGGGAUAGCUCCGUCGUGACCUGGGGCGAUGAUGAGUGUGGUGGUGACAGCAGUGAGGUGCGAGAUCGGCUGAAGAAUGUGCAGCAGAUUCAAGCAACUGAUGAGGCCUUUGCUGCGAUUCUUGGGGACGGCUCCGUCGUGACCUGGGGUGCUGCUGGUGGUGACAGCAGUGCAGUGCGAGAUCAGCUGAAGAAUGUGCAGCAGAUUCAAGCAACUUGGUAUGCCUUUGCUGCGAUCCGUGGCGAUGGCUCCGUCGUGACCUGGGGCGAU